Symbiodinium pilosum is the source of this 1623-nucleotide messenger RNA. NCBI's taxonomy places the organism in Eukaryota, Dinophyceae, Suessiales, Symbiodiniaceae. The record is from the annotation of a GenBank genome assembly.
AUGGAAUUAGCAAUCAAAGGUGGUGACGUCACGGUCCUGCCGCGUCCGCCUGGGUUGCCCGUGGACCUGGUACCCAGAGAGGAUGAGCCCCCCGUUACCAGGCCUGACAGAAAAGUGAAAAAGCCGCCAAAGGUUAGUCCUCCACCUGCAGCACACAUCAGCCCUGAACCUGAAGGCGCGGCAACUGAGAUAUUCGAACCGCGAUUCACGGCGCCGCCCCGCACCGAUCCCCUGAUCGCUGCUCAACCGGAUGGCGACAUGAUUCCCAUCAUGCGUGUACCUCCUGAGUUUCCUCAGCGGAUGUUGUCCCGGGGUGUUUCAGGUUGGGUCCUGGUUGAAUUUACGGUUGAUACGCUGGGUCGAGUCGUGUCUCCCAUUGUUAUCGACGCGCAGCCAGCCAAUGGUUUUCAACGCGCCGCGCUGGAUGCAAUUGCUUCAGCCAUCGAAAACACACUGGCGGCACAGUUGUCGCAAAGCAUUGAAACGGAAGACCUCUACUGGUCCAGUGUUGAAGUCAGCGGCCAGAGUGCGGUGAUCAGUGGUGCGGCACCGGAUGUGCCGGCCCGACGCGCGGCUGAACAGCGGGCCUGGGCUGUCACGGGGAUAUCCUCCGUUGAUAAUCAGAUUCAGGUCAUCGGUGAAGCGGGCACCUGUCAGCAGCAGUUGAACGACUACCUUGCUACCGAGACCAUCAAUUUCAAAACUGGUAAAGCUGAAGUAGCUGAAGAGAGUUUCCAUGCUUUAAGCAUGCUGGCGAUGAUCUUGCGCACCUGUGAUUCGCUGGUAGAAGUGGCCGGCCACACCGAUGGCCGUGGAGAUGCGGAGAUUAACCUGCAUCUGAGUACGCGCCGCGCCGAAAGCGUUGCUAAACAUCUGGUGCGAUACGGUGUGAAUCCGGCUCAGAUAAGAGCCAAAGGUGCUUGGAGAAAUGGCAUGAUGUUCUUGAUUGGUAAAAUGUUUAUUUACCUGCUGCUAGCUGGCGGCAUUGGUGGCGCUGCCGGAUGGCUGAUGCGUAAUCUUCAGGCUCAGCGCACCGAGGAGAACGCGCAGCGUUCAGUGACUGAUGUAAAAGCAAAACUCCCCCAGCUUGAAUCUCUGCUGCGCGGCCGUGAUGAACAGAUACAGAAGCUUAAAGCAGAGAUUGCAGAUCGGAAAACCGCUGCGUCUGAGAUGGAGCAGGAACUGCGUGCAGGGGAACAGGCGUUGCGCGAACAACAGCGCAUCAGUGCGCGUCUGCAGCAAACGGUAGAUGCUCGAAAAUCAAAAAGUCUGACAGACUUCGAUAUGUCCGGAGAUGUUGAGCAGGACACAGACACCACCGAUGCAGAUAAUCUGAUCGCCGAAUUGUCUGCGGAAAUAGCCCGACUUAAAGCAGAGCUUGCGCAACCCGCGCCUGCACCUGCCGCAGAUGCAGAUGAAACGCUGUUACAGAUUGAGGCUGAGGCGCUACGAAAUAAACUGGUUAGCACUGAAGGCAAACUUUCCGCCAUUCAGGCUGAUCUGAUGCAGGAACAGAACAAAGUGUCAGAGCUUGAGCGUGAGCGCGAGUUGCAGAACAAAUCUCUACAGGUACUACAUCAGCAGCUUGAGCUGGAACGCACCCGGCGAGUUGCCAGCGGCUGA